AUGGGAGAAGGAACUACUGUCCCUGGGUCACUGGGUAGUUCUAGUCAAAACGAAAAAUCUAUAAGCCAACCAAUGAUUAAGCACAAGCAGAAAGACGAUACAAUCACACUCGGUGAAAGUAUUUUAUCACUUAUUAUGCUGGUAGUACGGCAUAAAAUAAGUCAUGUUUUAUUGGCAGACAUUAUUAGAAUAAUUCGCUGUUUUUGUCCAACUCCUAAUAUUUUCCCCAAGACUUUGUACAAGUUCCAAAAAUUUUUUUGUAAUUUUGAUCUGCCCACAAAGCGUCACUAUUACUGUUCUGUUUGUUUUUCAAAAUUAAACAACUCGAUGGAUACUUGUAAGCAAUGUCCGGACGCAGAGCAAUGCUACUUCAUAGAACUUCCUUUAGUUCCUCAAUUAUUGCGUUUAUUUCAUCGUGACGGUUUCUUUAAUUUAUUAAACGCUCGAUUUGAUAGGCAACAUGAUUUUCCUGGCACGAAAGAUGAUAUUUGGGAUGGUGAAAUUUAUAAAUCUCUAAGUGGUCCAAACGGAUUUCUAUCAAACCGAAAUAACAUCUCCUUCACGUGGAACACUGAUGGAAUUGACCUUUAUAAAUCUUCAAAGUUCAGUAUAUGGCCAUUCUACUUAACGAUUAAUGAGUUACCGUUCUCUUUGAGAUCACAGCUGAAAAAUACUUUGAUUUGCGGAUUUUGGUUUGGAUCGAUUAAACCAAUAGCUAAUGUUUUUAUGAAUUCAUUUCGUCAAAUCAUUGAAAAAAUAUUUAAAGGCAUUUUUAUUAGACUUCCGAAUCGUGCGAACUUAGUGAAAGUUAGGGGGCUCAUUAUUUGUGGAACCUGUGAUUUACCAGCGAAAGCAUGUUUUUUAAAUAUGAAAGCGCACAACGCAAUAUACGGUUGCUGUAAAUGUAAAAUUCAAAGUCAACAAGAAGGUAAUACUCGAGUUUUUCCUUACACCGAACAACUAGAUUUGAGGACUAGUGAAGAAACCAUUCGACAAGGGGAAGAAGCAUAUGAAACUGAUGACGCGAUUGAAGGACAAAUUAAAAACAUCAGCCCACCUUCUUUCACCCAUCGUUUACCUCGAUCAGUAUCAGAUUAUAAAUAUUGGAAAGUGUCAGAGUUGCAAUACUGGCUUUUAUAUUACUCCCUAAUUGUGUUAUAUCCAUUUAUGCCGACAAGUUAUUAUGAACAUCACAAGUUAUUAGUUAAAUCUAUAACUUUAUUAAGUCUACAGAGUGUAUCCGAAUUAAUGAUUGAUGAAGCAUCUACUUGUAUAGAACAAUAUGUCAAAAGAUUUGAAGAUUUAUAUGGACUAUCUCAUAUGACAUGUAAUCUACAUCAGCUUCGUCAUUUACCCGAUGCAGUUCGUAAAUUCGGACCUCUACGGACAACUUCAUGUUUCCAAUUCGAAAAUCUCAAUGGCGUUUUGAAAGGAUUAAUAAACGGAACUCGAUACGCGCAAUUACAAAUAAGAGUAACGUGGAGACCUUCUGAAACAACCAAAGUAACUUCAAAAUUUAUUGUCGUUACCUGCACUUUAGAUGCGCCGGCUCGUGCAGCAGUGGUUCGCAUAAAAAAUUUUAAUGGUUACUUUGGCUGUACAUUUUGUUAUGCGGAAGGUGAAAGUUUGUCACGAGGAAAAUUCAUCUAUCCAUUUAGUCAGUCUUAUGGCAAAUUAAGAACUGACAAUGCAGCUUUCCUAGGAGCUGCAAAAUUACAUAUAACAAUUCUGUUAACGACAACAAAAGCUUCCUAUUAUAUUGGACACCCCGAUGUGAUAAAAAUAAUUGAUAAAAUAUUAUUAUCUAUAAAACCUCCUUCUCGUCGAGCUCGAACUCCUAGAAGUAUUAAUUCUUACGCGCAAUGGAAAGCUUCCGAAUGGCGGAACUGGUUGGACUAUGCUCCAGCAUGUUUAAAACCUGUUUUAGAGGAAAAAUACGUUAAUCAUUUGGCCCUUUUUUCAGAAGCUAUGCAUUACUUGAAUAGUGAUUCAAUAACGUUAUCAGAACUGGAUCGUGCGUCAAUGUUAUUGAAGGAAUAUUUCAAGUUAUUUGAAGAGUUCUUUGGUACUGAAAAAAUGACAUCGAAUAUCCAUUCAUUAACUCAUCUUGCUCGAUGUGUAAUGAACUGGGAUUUCUCAACACCAGCAUUUGACAAGUCUAUCGCUUCUGAAACAAGGGACUACAUUGUUAAAAAACUUAAAGUUGUCGAUGAAACUGUAGAAAUAGGAUUCGCUGAUAAAUUUGUUUUGAAAGAAAAACCUACGAUUCGAUCUUUAACUGAAGGCGAGCGCAUUGUUCUAUGUGCAGCUGGUUACACACCAGAAAAAAUCAAUAUUUAUGGACAUAUGCGAUUGAAUGGAAUCAAAUUUAGUAGCGUAAAUCCUCAACUCCAAACCAAAGUUUCGAACUCGUUUGCAUUCAAUGAGCGUUUGAUUGCUCAGAAUUUUUCACAUGCUUGCUAUGGAUUUGAUACUCAAUUUAUUCAUGAAGUUGAUAAAAAUCAUACCAACUUCAUUCAAGAAACCUCUAGAAUAAGACCAGCGAUAAAAAUAACAACCAUCGGAGCAACAUAUGCAAUCAAACUUGCAAACUGUUGGGAAACAGAUUGA
Messenger RNA from Cotesia congregata, 2610 nucleotides. Lineage: Eukaryota; Metazoa; Arthropoda; Insecta; Hymenoptera; Braconidae. The record is from the annotation of a GenBank genome assembly.